AUGUCAGAAAUCCAGACAAAUGUCCAACAUCGCAGCCCUUUUGCAGAUCCAAACCCAUUCGAUGACCCUCAACCAGAACCUAGACCAUCCCCAUCCCCGCCAACCUCCGAAUCAUACCUCUCUCGGACCCCGACUUUGAGGCAGGGCAAACACAAGUUUGUAAGCUACAGACUGAAAGGGGACUAUCCUAAGCCAUGGAUGGACCAUCCAAGGCUGAAGAGAACUAUGCUGAAUAACUACAUUGUUACUUUCUUCAUGGUUCUUGGUGUUCUCUUGAGUGCUCUCAUCUGUUUUAUGUCUGCCCGGACAGUAGACAGACGGCCUUACUGUCUUGUUUUGCAGGAUGACUUUAAGUCUCUUGAUCCGAAUAUUUGGAAUCACGAGGUGCAGAUCGACGGAUUUGGUACAGGUUCCUUUGACUGGACCACGACGGACCCGAAAAAUUCUUACGUAGAUAAAGAUGGACUUCACAUAGUUCCGACAUUGACGAACGAAACUACUGACAUAAGCAAUGACCAGCUUUACAACGGAUAUACACUCAAUCUCACCACUGCCGGUGGAGAUAGUUCCUGUACUAGCAAAGUGGUAGAUUCCUGUUCUAUCAAGUCCAACUCGACACUGGGAAACAUGAUACCCCCAGUCCGGUCCGCAAGACUCACAACGCAGGGCAAAAAGACUAUCAAGUUCGGCCGAGUAGAGGUGACCGCGAAGUUGCCUGCCGGAGAUUGGCUCUGGCCAGCGAUAUGGAUGAUGCCAGAAGACUCAACGUAUGGAAUUUGGCCCGCGAGCGGCGAAAUUGAUAUUAUGGAAGCACGAGGCAACAACUAUAGUUAUCCUGGGGGCAGAGACGUGUUCACAAGUACAUUGCAUUGGGGUCCUUCUCCAGACACCGAUGCAUUCUGGAGAACAACAGCUGGGAAAGCGCUCCGCAGGAAAGAUUAUUCAGAAACCUUCCAUACCUAUGGCCUUGAAUGGACAGAGAAAUAUCUAUUCUUCUAUAUCGACAGCCGCCUUAACGAAGUUCUAUUUAUCUCUUUUCAGACCAAGCAAAAUUUCUGGCAGCGCGGCGAAUUUGAUACGAUGGCGGAUAAUCCCGAAUUCCUUCCAAACCCCUGGUCUCAAACCGACUCAAAAGCAGCGCCGUUCGAUCAGGAAUUUUUCCUCAUCCUCAACGUGGCUGUGGGGGCUAGAAAUGGCUGGUUUCCAGAUGCCAAGGAUGGAAAACCUUGGAUAGAUGCGGGCACAAAUGCACAAUGGGACUUCUAUAGCGAUGCUGCGGCUUGGUUACCAACGUGGGGCAAAGGGGACUCGAGGGGAAUGACUGUGAAGAGUGUAAAGAUGUGGCAGGAAGGCGCAUGCAAGUGA
Molecule: messenger RNA, 1365 nt
Organism: Hyaloscypha bicolor E
Lineage: Eukaryota; Fungi; Ascomycota; Leotiomycetes; Helotiales; Hyaloscyphaceae
Product: glycoside hydrolase family 16 protein
Exons: 6
Coding region: 1-1365 (454 amino acids)
Biological process (GO): carbohydrate metabolic process
Molecular function (GO): hydrolase activity, hydrolyzing O-glycosyl compounds
Source: RefSeq, a predicted model, not a curated record